AUGCCGUCCUUGUCGUCCCGUAGUCUCGGUGAGGCGUUGUGUCGUGCCUGCCCUUGUUUCCCACGGAUUUUGCUUGCCGACGACUUUUUGGUUGUGCGAUCGGCAGUGGAGACGGCUGUUGCGAGUAGUGUGCCUGGCGCGCACGGCGAUGGUGACGUUUGUGGACGAGGAUUAAAGACCAACGCGGUGAUUACUCCAAUUUUGUGCCGUCCGUGUUACUCUUGCGUUGGUGGGGCUGGCCCCGUGCUGACAGAGUUCACAGAGAGACACGGAUAUAGAUCCCCGGUGUUUGUGCUGUGCCACUCGGCUUUGCUGCAUGCGUCGAAUGGUGUUCUUGGUACAACACCUCUUGUUCCAUCUCUCUCUGGGGACGUGGAUGAGGUUGGUAGUGGCAUCUCGAGCUCUGUUGCCAGUGCUGGUGCGGCCUUCCAGGUGCCAUCUGUUAGCACUCGACUUCUUCGGUGCCAGUCUCGUAUGAAUCUCACAUCUCUGCCGAGGACGCGUCGGUUACAAGAGGAGCUGCGACGGACCGAGGGUGAAUUGAGGCGCCUGUACAAACUUGCGUGCAGCUGUGAUUCUGUUUCCUCGGCAGAGUUCACGCCACUGGCCGUUGUCUCCUCACCGCUUGCAGGAGCCGCUUCAUCUCCACCGUCACCUCCGCUGCAGCUGUGUUGGCAGAAGCAGGGGUGGUUCCUGGAGGAUGCUGCCCUGGCGGUGGAGGAGUCGAAGACGGUUCCUCGGCCUUCGAGGACGCUGUGCUACUGGAGUGCGUGGGUGACGCCCUACCUGGACUCUUUUUGCAGUCGUUUUGUGCUGCGUCUCCAAGACAUGCAUCACUUUCUGUUGGAAGAUCAUCUGACGCUGAUAAACGUGGAGGCCGUUCCUCAUCAUCUUGCUAACGGCAACAAAAUUAUUUUUCCAGUGCGACGGUUGCGUAGUGCUGCCGAUUACUGGGCGUCUACUGGGGAUCCCGUGCGUGUGAGCGGGACUCAUGUGCAGACGGCAGGGCUUGCGGACGCCAGGCUGAGCGAGCACACUUGCUUUUCGUUCAGAAACACAUGUUGGUUUGCAGCGGAUGAGCUUCCCGAGCGUCGGCUGCAGGUUCGGCGCGCUGGGGAGGUGGUUCAGCUGCCUGAGGCCUACGAUUGCUGUGGAUUUUUCCUCCAUGAGGCGCCGUGGUGGUUCUUGAUGCCAAGUGGAGCCGUCAUGCAACGGUGCCCGUUCUCCGUUGCGACGCUGAGGGGAAUUUCGUCCGCGACGGGGUGCGGCAGCCACGACGAGGUGCUGGCUGCCUUGCAGGGCUCAGGUCCGCUCCGCGGCGAAAUUGUGUUUGUGCUGCAGGAAGCAGCUACGUGGCGCGUGUAUCCGCGGAGCCACGGCGUAAUGAAUUUCCAUCAACGAUUGCCCAACGCGGACGCGUUGCCGCGCUGCGGUGAUUCGUCGCCUGUGACUGCACCGCCGCCGCUGAUCUUUAUUGACAUCAACGAGGCGGUGCGGCUUAUGCGGGGCUGGUCGCUGCUGCAACAACAACAACAACAACAGCGACCGGAGGGAAAUCGACGCGGCCCAGGCCUGGAGAAGGAACGGCAGUUCGAGGGACAAGAACGCAUCAUAACUUUUUUUGCCGCCCUUCCCUCCCCGAUUUCUGCCGCUGCCUUUAUAAAUACGUUCAUUCUGCACUGCGCCCGCGCCCUGGACGACGCGCGGACGCCGCUGGACCCCACAUCGGCAUGGCGUGACUCCAUGACCGAAAUUCCCCCUGCAGAAACGCCGACAAAAGCGACGGUAGGUGCCCAGCACGGCCCGGACGUUGGCCCGCAAUGCCACCUGCGGCCGGAGUCGACGGCUCUCAGCGGGGAAACCGCGAGGGAUGACCAGAGCGGUGACACCGAUGGCUGGCAUGCCGCAGACGAAGACUUUCCUGCCGUGGAUCGCCGCGUAUACACUCCGGGCCAUCGCCUCAAUAAAGCCUACACACACCCACGCGAUGAGCACAGCCGCAGCAAACACACCGACCUCCUAACAAACCUGAAACCUGCUGUCGCGGAAGGAAUUAUCGCGGCGAGACGGAAAAAUAAAGGCCACAAUUGCUCAUCCUCAGCAGCGCAGGAAUUUCCAUGCACAGAACAACUGGACGGGGACAAGGGCACUGCCGUGGUACGGGAUCUAGGAAUUGUCUGGCUGUCAUUUUCAUUUACCGUUCCGGCAGUAAGUGCAUUUGACACGGAGAUUAUGCAUGACUGA
Trypanosoma conorhini is the source of this 2244-nucleotide messenger RNA. RefSeq lists its product as uncharacterized. Lineage: Eukaryota; Euglenozoa; Kinetoplastea; Trypanosomatida; Trypanosomatidae. The transcript has a single exon. The record is from RefSeq and is a predicted model, not a curated record. The coding region runs from base 1 to 2244 and encodes 747 amino acids.